Molecule: messenger RNA, 2193 nt
Organism: Pochonia chlamydosporia 170
Lineage: Eukaryota; Fungi; Ascomycota; Sordariomycetes; Hypocreales; Clavicipitaceae
Exons: 1
Coding region: 1-2193 (730 amino acids)
Source: RefSeq, a predicted model, not a curated record
AUGGCCCUUUGGCCAUUUCGACGUAAAAGCGUUCGCAAACGCUCAAGGAGCGGCGCUGCUCUCUCCGACAACGAAGCUGCCCCGGUCCGCAGUCAAACAGAGGCUGUUCUUGAGCGCACUGCGUCCAAAAAGGCCCGAACGGAGCCUGCAAAACUCCAGCGGCGACAGCGAACAUAUAGUUUCUCGCCAAAUCGUCAUGAUUCUAUCCGUGUCGACCGAGCUCGACGCACCGCAGAUGCCGCCAAUCGAGCAAUGCAAGAAAGUGGCCAAGGCUCUGAAGGAGCAUGGGAGCGCACACCUACAUUACACCCUACAAGGAGAAAGAGUAGCAAGCGAAGGCGAGACGAUCAUGAUAGAGAGGCGGAGAUCAAAGCCAUGAGCGCCUACAUGCCAACACGGUCGGGGUCAGCUACGGAUACCCAAGUUCGGUCCAACUCCAAGAAGAGCACGAAAAGGGCCAAGACUGCGCUGAGCAAUCACCAACCGCCAGCGUCGCAAACCUCCUUGCCGUAUCCAGAUUCUGUCCGGUCGUUUAUGUCUGCAGACUCGGAUUUCAUUUCCUACAAAGUAUCAGCUCUUGAUUCGCUCGCACCACGGCCAACGUUGAGAUGCAACCCUGGCACGAGAUGGACCACGUCAAGGACGGCUGCCUCGGGUACAGCUGAAUCGCCGAAACGGCCCCUUGGAGAGCGGGAACCUAUUCAGGAAGAUGGGGUCGAUGGGCGGAAGCGCAUUGAGGACCUCGCUGACGAUCUCGAUGCAAAGGACCUUCGAGAACUGAUGGAGAGGGAUAAUAGGAGAAGAGCAAGGAAACGACAGCAAGACCAGGAACGGAUGGAGAGACGAUUAGCACGAAGAGCUGAACGGCACCGCAGAGAGGAAGCGGAGGCAAGACAAGGAGGCACACCGCCACCCGAGAACUUGGAAAGAGGCGUUAUGGGUCGCGAAUUGGUUGGCUUGGGUAUCGAGCCUGCAUCAGCCGUGGUGACAUCCUCAAAAAGACGAGACUCGGACACCUUGCCCGACGCACCUCCCGCCGAAAGUGAAGAUGCACUGCCUGCGAAGCCCUUGGAUUCGUUCCACCGCCCAGAAACGUCUCCUCAAGAUGAUGAGUCUGCACUUGCACCAGAGCAAAAGCGUCUGACACCACCCAAACCAGUGGAAACCCGGGAGCCUGUUGCCGCCUCCACCCAGGGCUCAAAAUUGGCGGGCAUGUUGCGCUCCAAGAAAUCUAGGUCAAAGUCAACGCUAGGCUCUGACAAAGACCGGCCUGCCGACGAAGAAUCUGGCCGUAAGAAUUCUGAAGGCAGCGCCAAGACAGGCAAUCGUCUAUCCCUCUCAUCUUUAUUGAAAUGGGGAAGCAGAAAUCACAGGUAUUCCGGGCCAUCAUCCUUUUCAAAUACUUCACGCGAGGAGAUGCAGGCAGCGAGUGCAACUUCACAGAACCAAGCACAGGCAGAAGCGUUGGCAAGGUUGCAGGGCGAAGAUACGCCCAAACCGGCCAAUUAUUUAGCAGCCAAAGGGAGUACUGGUGUACCCAAGAGAACCAAGUCGAGGUUCCGGGAGGACUUGCCAGAAUUUCCUCUAUCACCACCAGAUUCAAGAGUUCAGUCUCCCGAAGCUGAUCCCCCGCUCCCGGCGCUUACAGAGAGAUCACCCGAAAUGGACUCACGGCCAACACCCCCAUCACGACAUGAUACCCCGCCUUCAAUUGAACGGCCCAAAGGAGCCCAAUCAGCUGAGCCACACCUGUCAAUGUCAUUGGCCUCAAUCGACUCUGAGGGAUCAUGGCUCUCUGGGCGUGUAGGCAGCCUGAGAACGUCGACAAAGCGAGACAGCUUGAUGCGAGCUAAUCGGCGCGAGAAUGUACCAUCUUCAGACUCUCCCACAAACUCCACCCGGGAGGAUUUGGCCAUAACAGAUGACGAGUAUCUCUCGCGUCUGGCACCGGAUAGAAGCUCGGGUACCAUGGGUAUUUCACGUCGAUCAGGAGAAGGGCGCCCAAGCAGUGACGCGGAAGAGUCAAUUGCUGCCCAUGAUAACUUGAAGUGGGGUCGCGUUGGUGCCAAACCCGAGCUCGUACAGUUUCACAACCACGACAGAAACACCAUGUACAGUCAUCAGGGGCUGUUGAACAUUGAUUCAGGGGAUGAGGAAGAUACAAGUAUGCUUACAGCCAGCAACCAUGUAUGA